GUGACUGGAAUCAAGUAUAAACAACAGAAUUAUGUGAAGCUGUACAGUCGCAGACCAGCUGUAAGGGGAAAUGGGGUUUUCAACCCCACUACACUGGCCUCAUGAACACACACCUACUGUAGGCUGAGCUCCACCCAUUCAUGUUUUGACAAUGUAAUCAGUCACCUAUUAAUAAACCUUGUCCAUCCAUGACUGAGAGCCAAGAAGGUAAAUUGUGUAACUGAGUUAGAGAGGGAGAGUCUGAGAGACAGAGAGAGUGAGAGAGAGAGAUUUCGAGCAACAGCCAUUGUUUCUGAGGGCGGAAGUUGUGAUGAUGCUGCUAUAUUGUAAAGCCUGAGGAGGAGGAGCAGGAGGAGAGACGGGAGAGUCCAGAGCUGUGCUCCUGACUCUGUCAGAUCUACAGGUAGCAGAAGGCAAACGUUAAGAAAAGAUAGUUUAUAUCAUUUGUUUGGAUAACACAGUGGAAUCUAAACAAGGCUGUUCACCACGGGACACAGACAUGGACAGUAAAGAGGAGAAUAUACAGUUCACACAGGGUUUACCAGAGAAAAAUGAGCCUUUAAGUGAAGACAGAUAUGACAAAAAGAAUGGGAAGAAGAAAAAGAAGAAGAAUAAAGAAAAAGAGCCAAAGUUGCCCAUGGUUGGUCCCAUCACAGUGUUCAGAUUUGCUGACAAGUGGGACAUUUUAAUGCUGAUUGCUGGGCUACUGAUGGCUAUGGUCAACGGUGUCAUGCUUCCCCUUCUCUUCCUCGUGUAUGGAGACAUGACAGACAGCUUCAUAGGCCAUGGAUCAUCUUCUCCAGAACUUAACUUCACAGACAUACAGGUUAACAUCACUCUACAGGAGCAAAUGACUGAGUAUGCCAUCUACUACUCCAUCAUGGGAGUUGGCACGAUGGUUGCAGGAUACCUGCAGGUUUCCCUGUGGACUAUAUCCGCUGGGCGACAGGUCAAACACAUACGCAAGCUGUUUUUCCACAAAAUUAUGCAGCAGGAAAUAGGUUGGUUCGACGUCAACGAAACAGGAGAGCUCAACACACGGCUCAUGGAUGAUGUCUAUAAGAUCCAAGAGGGAAUUGGAGACAAGCUGGGAAUGCUGAUCCAACAACUCAGCACCUUCUUUGCCUCCUUCAUCAUUGGCUUUGCUAAAGGCUGGAAGCUCACCCUGGUCAUCAUGGCCUUCAGUCCAGUACUGGGCAUUUCAGCAGCACUUUACAGUAAGGUGCUCACAACAUUCACCAGUAAAGAGCAGGGCGCUUACGCCAAAGCAGGAGCUGUGGCAGAGGAGGUGCUCUCUGCAAUCAGGACAGUGUUUGCAUUCAGCGGUCAAAAGAGAGAGAUUACCAGAUAUGAAAAACACUUGGAAGAUGCAAAGGCUAUGGGGAUUAAGAAAGCCAUCUCUGCCAACAUUGCCAUGGGCUUCACCUUCUUCAUCAUCUACUCUUCCUAUGCCCUGGGUUUCUGGUAUGGUUCCACACUCAUCCUCAGUGGGGAAUACACCAUUGGGAGUGUACUCACUGUUUUUUUCGUUGUGGUUUUUGGAGCAUUUGGGAUUGGACAGUCCUCUGCCAACAUCCAGAGUUUUUCCAGUGCUCGAGGAGCAGCACAUAAAGUGUACAGUAUCAUUGACAAUAAACCAUGCAUUGACAGCUUUUCGGAGGCGGGCUACAAGCCAGACCACAUCCAAGGAAAUAUAGAGUUCAAGAACAUUCACUUUACCUACCCCUCCAGACCAGAUGUCAAAAUCCUAGAAAACAUGUCUCUGAGUGUCAGUAGUGGACAGACCAUCGCCUUAGUGGGCAGCAGUGGCUGUGGUAAAAGCACCACCGUCCAGCUGCUUCAGAGGUUCUACGACCCUCAGGAAGGCACUGUGUUAAUUGACGGCCACGACAUUCGCUCCCUCAACAUCCGCUACCUGAGGGAGAUGAUUGGAGUGGUAAGUCAGGAGCCCAUCCUCUUUGCCACCACUAUUUCUGAGAACAUCAGAUACGGACGACUCAACGUGACGCAACAAGAGAUUGAACAAGCCACCAAGGAGGCUAACGCGUACGACUUCAUCAUGAACCUUCCUCAGAAAUUUGAAACGCUGGUCGGUGAGAGAGGGACUCAGCUCAGCGGUGGACAGAAGCAGAGGAUUGCCAUUGCGAGAGCUCUGGUCCGUAACCCCAAAAUUCUUCUGCUGGACGAAGCCACGUCAGCUCUUGACGCUGAGAGUGAGACCAUCGUGCAGGCUGCACUGGACAAGGUCCGACUUGGUCGCACCACUAUAGUUGUUGCACAUCGACUGUCUACCAUCAGAAACGUUGACGUCAUUGCUGGCUUCCAGAAUGGUACCGUUAAAGAAGUGGGCAGUCACAGCAAACUGAUGGAAAAAAAAGGAAUUUAUCAUUCACUAGUCACAACACAGACUUUUCGCAAAGUCGGGGAGGAGGAUGACGACGACGAAGAAGAUGAUGAGGAGGAGGAUUUAGAAGAUCCGAAGAGUCCUUUGUGCAGUCAUGGGUCCUUAUCAUUUCGGAGGAAGUUAAGGAGAGGCUCCUCCGCCGCUGCCUCAGUAGGCAAGAAGGAACAGACAGAAAAGAAUGACAAGGAUACAACAGAAGAGAAUCCCCCCUCUGCCCCCUUCCUCAAAGUCUUAGACCUCAACCGUUCAGAGUGGCCGUACAUCAUGCUGGGAAUCUUCUGUGCCAUCAUCAACGGCGCCAGUCAACCGAUGUUUGCUAUAUUGUUCUCUAAGAUCAUCACAGUGUUUCAAGAGCACGAUAAAGACAUCGUGAGGGAAAGGGACGUCUUUUCUCUCAUGUUUUUCGCAUUAGGAGCCGUGUCGUUUGUCACCUUAUUCCUGCAGGGCUUCUGUUUUGGUAAAUCUGGAGAGAUUCUUACCCUCAAACUGAGACUGCAGGCUUUCAAGGCCAUGAUGAGACAGGACCUUGGCUGGUAUGACAACCAAAAGAACAGUGUGGGCGCUCUCACUACCAGACUGGCCACAGAUGCUGCCCAAGUACAGGGGGCCACAGGAGCUCGUCUGGCCACACUGGCCCAGAAUGUUAGUAACCUGGGCACCAGUGUGAUCAUCGGUUUUAUCUACAGCUGGGAGCUGACGCUGCUCGUCCUGGCCGUGGUGCCCAUAAUGGUGGUGGCCGGAGCCGCAGGCGUCCAGAUGAUCAGUGGACACGCUGCGGAAGACAAGAAGGAGCUGGAGAAGGCUGGGAAGAUUGCCACGGAGGCCAUCGACAACAUCCGCACUGUUGCCUCUCUCACUCGAGAACAGAAGUUUGAGGCAUUGUAUCAAGAAAACCUUAACGUACCAUACGUGAACGCCAAGAAAAAGGCCCACAUCUAUGGCUUCACUUUCUCCUUCUCUCAGGCAAUGAUCUACUUUGCCUACGCCGGGUGUUUCCGAUUUGGAGCCUGGUUGAUUGUGGAGGGAAGGGUAAAUGUGGAAGGAGUUUAUCUUGUGAUUUCAGCGGUGAUGUUCGGCGCCAUGGCUAUUGGUGAGGCCAAUGCUUUCGCUCCAAACUAUGCCAAGGCCAAAGUGUCGGCCUCUCACCUCCUGAUGUUGAUAAACCUGAAGCCUGCCAUAGAUAACCUUUCAGAGGAAGGAGAAGCACUGGAAAAGCUUGACGGAGAGAUUCACUUCAAAAACAUUGAGUUCAAUUACCCCUCAAGACCAGAUGUGCCCAUCCUCAGAGGGCUGGAUCUGGAGGUGAAGAAGGGUCAGUCACUGGCCUUGGUGGGCAGCAGUGGCUGUGGGAAGAGCACAGUCAUACAGCUGAUUGAGAGAUUUUAUGACCCCAAAGAGGGGCGAGUGGUGAUGGAUGGUGUAGACAUCAAGAAACUGCACAUCGGUUGGUUGCGAUCCCAGAUAGGCAUCGUGUCCCAGGAGCCUGUGCUGUUUGACUGCUCUCUAGCAGAAAACAUUGCCUACGGCGACAACAGCCGCACUGUGACCAUGGAGGAGAUCGAGGCGGCAGCAAAGGCAGCCAACAUUCACAACUUCAUCGUGCAGCUGCCACAGCAGUACAACACUCAGGCAGGUGACAAGGGAACACAGCUCUCUGGUGGGCAGAAGCAGCGAGUGGCCAUAGCACGAGCCAUUUUGCGGAACCCUAAGUUGCUGCUGCUGGACGAGGCCACCUCGGCCCUGGACACUGAGAGUGAGAAGGUGGUGCAGGAGGCACUGGACCAGGCCAGCAAAGGCAGAACGUCCAUCAUCGUGGCCCACCGUCUGUCCACCAUCCAAAACGCCGACAGCAUUGCCGUCCUGCGCGGAGGAGUUUUGGUGGAACAGGGGACGCAUGAACAGCUUCUGGCCAAAAGGGGAUUCUACCACACGUUAGUGACAAAGCAGUUGGGCCACAGUAAGGCCAGCAAAACAGGAAGUGAACAAAGCAAGGAGAAUUUUCAGGAAGCCUUAUAGACUUCAUGCAAAUCUACAGUACUGUGCAAAAGUUUCACGCAGGGCGUGAUCCUUUACUGUAUUAUUUUCACCUCAUUCCAAAUUUUUUAAAAACAAAUGUCAAGAUCACAUUUAUUCAAAUACUUGACAAUACACGUACACAAAACUUUAGCACAGUACUGUACAUACCAGCUGGAUCACAUACCUGACCCUUUAUCACUUUCAUGCCUCUGAUUUUUUAUAUAUAUAUUUUUCACAGAUUAAUUCCAACGGAACAAUUAUGAAACAUUUAGGAUUUACUACUAUGUUAGUCACAGUCUGAUUGAUCGAACUAAUUCUUAUUCUAAGUUGAUUCUGUAAAGUUUUACUACGUUACUUUACUGCUUUAGUUGCACUGAAACAAAUACUUGAUGAAAAUUGAUGUCUGGAGUAUAAAUGUAUUGUAAUUUAAAAGUUAAACUGACUUUUGUUGAGAUUUGGCGCCACCUACUGUGAUCAAAAACCUCAGUACUGUAUGUAUUGAUGAUUAAUAUUUUACGAUAUUAACGAGGCGUCGUGGUGCAUUCAUUGGCACUAAUAGCGUCACUCAGCACAACAUUAACGUCUGUGGGGAAAACAUGAAUGAAUGAAAACGUAAUCGUUUACCUGAGAGGAUCCACAGUAGUGAGUAAUUGAGCAGAUUCUUGUUAAAUGCGGUACACGGUGUGUGUGUGUGUGUGUGUGUCGAUGCAAUUAAUAGCGAUUGUAAUUUUUACAAACGCCAAUCAUAACUCACCGGUGUGGGUGUAUGCUCAUAUAUAAAAAUGUUUAUAUUUAUUUGAUAAAACGACUCACUUUUUUUUACACUAUUAGACUUAGGUCCAACUUUUCUAAUGUAAAAUGUGGACAGGAGCUCGAAAACAGUUGGAAAACACUGCCCCUACAGUUAGUACAGGUGAUAGUUUGGGUCAGAAUUCAAUCAUUUUAAGCCUCAGUGCUGUAGCUGCUGUGAGCUGUGCAGUCCGGCAGAGCCUCAGUAUCUAAACGGAACCAAAAGUCACCAAUUUAAAAAUGACAGGAGUUCAGGAAGAGAAGAGAGAGCGGAAUUUACGAUGAGGUGUAAAGUCAGAGCAGCAGCUGAGACUGGUGUCCAGUUCCUAGUGUUUAUUAUUCCUUAACUAAACGAAGACGGUUCUUAUUUUUCAUACUGAAAAUGGUCGAUGUCUGCAGCGUUCAUGCAUUUUUUUCUUCUACAAAGGAAACAGAAAAAGGAAGAAAACUUUUCAGAUUUUAUUUUCAGACACAAAGCUUAAGAAAUAACAUAAAGGUUUCUGGCACAAAUCCACCCACAUAUGGCAUGAAUGACAAAAAACAAAAACAUUAUUCAAAUGUUUAAACUCAGAGGCUUCGUGGAAUAGGUUUCACAGUGAGAACUUUCAACUUCAUCAUAAUCACUUCCUACUGAAGUACAAGUGUUAGAUUAAAGGCAGACGCAACACAAUAAUACAAAGAGUUAAUGACAGACAUCAUUGAUCAAAACAUACUAUUUUAUGUUCUCCUGGUUCUUGUAGAACCACAGUGUACACUCAUUAAUCAGGUGAUUUUUUUAAUAAAAAAAAA
Molecule: messenger RNA, 5998 nt
Organism: Cynoglossus semilaevis (tongue sole)
Lineage: Eukaryota; Metazoa; Chordata; Actinopteri; Pleuronectiformes; Cynoglossidae
Gene: abcb4
Product: ATP-binding cassette, sub-family B (MDR/TAP), member 4
Biological process (GO): oligopeptide export from mitochondrion
Cellular component (GO): mitochondrial inner membrane
Molecular function (GO): ABC-type oligopeptide transporter activity; ATP hydrolysis activity; ATP binding
Source: RefSeq, a predicted model, not a curated record